AUGAAGAUCAUCAUUUUUUCCAUUUUAUUUACUGUUCAAGCACAAUAUAUAGAUGAUGAAUUAAUAUUAAAUGAAAGUUCAUCAAUAACAAAUGAGUUAAAUUUAAUAACUCAAAUAAGAAAUGAAAGAACAACAUUUUUAGAAACAACAAAUCAAUUUGAUAUUAAUCAAACAGAUUCAUCAACUAUUCCAUCUAAUACGAUUUCAUCAGAUACAAUUUCUUUUUCAUCAACAAAUGAUUUUGAUUUUAUGACAUCAUCAGAACAAACAAAUCUAAUCAUAGACGAACAAUGGUUCAAUGUUAAUCAAAGUCAAAGAAAAGAUUCUUAUCGAUCGAAUUUAAUUUGGAAAUCUAUACCGAAUUCAUUAUGGAAUGGUGCAGCAUAUACUUUAACAUCUGAACCUCGAUGUGUUCGUCAAAUGUGUUCUGCUAUAUUAAAAUAUAAUAGUACAUUAUCAUCUAAUACUAGUGGUUGUCUUUCAUUUACUUUACGAAUUCGUGGUCAACCAGUUGGUCAAUUAUGGAUUGUAGAAGAUAAAGCACAAGAUAAUACUUUACAAAAAAUUCAAUUAACUAAUAAAACUUUACGUAUUGAACAUUCAUUAAGAUCAAAAAUAAAAAAUUUAUCAAUUGAAACACGAGUUUUAUUUCGUAAUCCAAAAUUAGAUACACUUUAUUUAUCAAAUUUAAAUAUUGAUUGGAAAGGAUCUUGUCCAAAAUAUCGUCCAGUUCCAACACCUUCUUCAAAUUCUAUUGGUCGUCGAUCAACUUUAGAUGAUGAUUUCAUGACAUUAAGUAGUGAAGGUUCUGGUUUUAUGAAUACAUUAACAACAAAUGAAGAAUUUCAAAGUAGUCAACAAGAUUUAAUAUAUGAAUCAACAACAAUUAUAUUCGAUGAAGAAAUAACUACAAAAAAAUCAUUUUCUUUUACAAAUCAAAAAAAUCUUGGAUGGGUUUUAUCAUUAAUAACGAUUUUUUGUUUUCUCAUUAUUCUAUCAGCAAUUGGACAUAGUUUAUGGUUAAUAAGACGAACACAUUAUUUUAGUUGGCAUUUAACAUUUGAUACACAAAUACAAUUACUUGCACGACGAUCAAUUCGUUCAUCAACAAGAUCAGAAAAUAAAAUAGCAACAAUAUCGGAAAUAGCUUAUGAUAUUCUUCAAACUGAUUUACAAAAAGAACAGAAUUCAAAUACUCUUACAACAAAUAGUAGUAGUCGAUCAACACCUAUUUCAUAUUAUACUUAUCUUUAA
Adineta steineri is the source of this 1254-nucleotide messenger RNA. NCBI's taxonomy places the organism in Eukaryota, Metazoa, Rotifera, Eurotatoria, Adinetida, Adinetidae. The record is from the annotation of a GenBank genome assembly.